Messenger RNA from Clunio marinus, 444 nucleotides. The record is from the annotation of a GenBank genome assembly. Lineage: Eukaryota; Metazoa; Arthropoda; Insecta; Diptera; Chironomidae.
AUGUUUAACGAAGACAAGUCGAAACAAAAUCUGUUAACGUGUAAUUGUCAAAAGGCAUACACACCAGCAAUUGAAGGAAAAAAAAUAACAAAAUGUUUAUUUGAAUUAGUAUUAAUCGAAAAAAUCUUCAACAAUUAUGUCCUUGCUGUUGCAGUACAAAUCAUGAUGAAGGGAAGGGAUGAACGUGUAACAAAAUCGAAUUGCGCUUGGAAUUCCCCCAGAAUGAUGUCGUGGCGCAGUCAUAAAAUUAACAAAUUACAAACAGUUUUUAUUUAUGUAAUGGAUUGUAACAUUAACUCAUUCAUUCUUUCUUAUACUGUACAUUCUGUCUCAACUCACCAUUCAAGAAAGUUAAGUUUAAGUGCUCAAUGGGCUAGCACAGUAAAGAGCAAAAGCACACAUACAAUCAUUGAGCUGCUGCUAACAACAUUCCAUUAUAUGUAG